Messenger RNA from Merops nubicus (carmine bee-eater), 2193 nucleotides. RefSeq names its product extended synaptotagmin-like protein 3 (gene ESYT3). Bases 1 to 2193 code for a protein of 730 amino acids. Gene Ontology annotation, molecular function: lipid binding. The transcript has 21 exons. The record is from RefSeq and is a predicted model, not a curated record. NCBI's taxonomy places the organism in Eukaryota, Metazoa, Chordata, Aves, Coraciiformes, Meropidae. Gene Ontology annotation, biological process: lipid transport.
AUGGAAAAAACAUUUAAAGAAGUUCUUGAACCAAAAAUCAGAGCAAAGAAUGUACAUCUGAAAACAUGCACCUUUACCAAGAUCCACUUUGGCGAGAAGUGCCCUAGAAUCAAUGGAAUAAAAGCCUACACCAAAGAAAUCGAUAGAAGACAGGUUGUCCUGGACCUCCAGAUAUGUUACAUAGGGGACUGUGAGAUCCACAUGGACAUAUCGAAGUUUAAUCUUGGAGUGAAAGGCAUACAGUUGUAUGGGACACUGAGGGUGAUACUGGAACCUCUUCUAACUGAUGCACCUUUCAUUGGAGCAGUGACCUUGUUUUUCAUGCAGAAACCACACUUGGAAAUCAACUGGGCGGGUAUGAGCAACCUCCUAGAUGUCCCAGGGAUUAAUGUAAUGUCAGACUCACUAAUCCAAGACUUCAUUGCUGCACGGCUGGUUCUGCCAAACAGGAUCACAGUGCCUCUGAAAAAGAACAUGAACAUUGCCCACUUGAGGUUCCCUAUCCCACACGGAGUAAUAAGGGUUCAUCUACUAGAAGCUGAGAAUCUAGUGCAGAAAGACAGUUUCCUUGGUGCCAUCAGGGGGAAGUCUGACCCCUACGCUCUGCUCCGCGUCGGCACGGUGCAGCAUCGCAGCAAGACAGUUUCUAGAGAUCUUAAUCCUAUCUGGAAUGAGACUUUUGAGUUUGUUGUUCAUGAAGUGCCUGGUCAGGACUUAGAAGUGGACUUGUACGAUGAAGAUCCAGAUAAAGAUGACUUUAUGGGCAGCUUGCUUAUAAGCCUAGUGGAUGUAAUGAAUGACAGAACUGUUGAUGAGUGGUUUCCCUUGAGUAAGACAACAAGUGGACACUUGCAUUUAAAGCUGGAGUGGCUUUCGUUAAUAAAUGACCAAGAAAAACUACAUGAGGAUAAGAAGGGUCUGUCUACAGCUCUUCUGGUAGUCUACUUGGACAGUGCCUUCAACCUCCCAAAAAACCACUUUGAGUAUUCAAAUGGUGAAUGUGGAGCAAAGAAGAUCAAAAAUAACAAGUACCUCAAGAAGAUGGAACGAGAACCUUCCUCCUUUGUCCUGCUCACAGUAGGAAACAAGACUCAGAAAAGCAAGACCUGCAGUUUCAGCAAGGAUCCCACAUGGGGCCAGGCUUUCACCUUCUUUGUCCACAGUGCUCAUUCCCAGUCGCUCCAUGUUGAGAUUAAAGACAAGGAUCGGGAUAGUGUCCUGGGAACUUCAGUGGUAUGUCUCUCCCACUUACUUAAGGACCCAAACAUGACUCUGGAUCAGAGAUUUCAGCUGGAUCAUUCCAGUUCAGACAGCUUCAUUAAGAUGAAACUUGUGUUGAGGGCCUUGAAUGUUGAAGAGCCCGAUCCACAAAGAGUCAAGGUUGGUGUCAAUGCCUCGAAGCAAGGUCCUGUGCAUGUCAUGGUGAAGGGUGGAAACCAACAAAAGCUUGCUUCCCCACCAAAACCAGAAGUCUCAAAAGUACCUCCAGUGAGCAAAGACUCUGCAGCAUUUGAAUCCCUGACGAAAAAGGACAGCAGAGAAGACCUAGACACAAAUGACAGUUCAGCAGUGCCAAGUGAAACUGUUGCUGGCCUUAGUGAGACAACGUGUGAGCAAAAUCCAGAGCAUAACCCAUCAUCAGCAUUGCAUCCCAGAGCAGCAGAGGUGCCCACGUUGCCAGUCAUACAGGAGAUGAGGAUCGCGCCCAGUGUUGCUUCGCUGGGUUCUCUGCCUUCUUCCUGCUUUGAAUUAAGUAGCAGCAAUCUGGACAUUCAUAACGGGAGCGAGGUGCCCCUGGGAGAGAUCCAGCUGACGGUGCGCUACGCGUCGGUGCGGCAGAGCCUCGUUGUGCUGGUCAACGGCUGCAGAAACUUAGUACCCUCUUCCAAUCGUGGAGUAGAUCCAUAUGUUCGUAUAUACCUGCUUCCAGAUAGAAGAUGGGCAAGCAGGAAGAAGACAUCUGUUAAGAAGAAAACUCUGAACCCCCGAUAUGAUGAGAAGUUUGAAUUUUUUGAAUCUUUGGAAGAUGUCAAGAAAAGGACACUGGAUGUUGCAGUGAAAAACAACAGGCCGUUCAUUUCUCAGGAAAGGAAGGAGCUGGGAAAAGUGCGGAUUGACUUGUCACAGGAGGACUUAAUAAAAGGCUUUGCACAAUGGUACGAGCUGACAAGGAGUAGGCGCAAGAAAAAUUGA